CCCUCCCUCCCGUCAGCGACUGCCCACUUAAGACACUGCAGGCAGUGUCCCAAUGCCGUCCAGGUCCCCCGCAGCGCAUCCCUCCCAAUGACCACCAUGGACACCAUUUCCUCCACCAUGCUGGACCCCGAGGCUCCGCUCCACCUCGCCCUGAACCACCUGGUCGGCCGCGCCGACACCUCCUCCCGCCCGGCCUCCUACAAAGCCAUCGGCAUCUCCCUCGCCGUCGCCUCGGGCUUCUUUAUCGGCGUCUCCUUUGUGCUCAAGAAAAAGGGCCUCCUCCGCGCCAACGUCAAAUACAACGAGGAAGCCGGCGAGGGCUACGGCUACCUCAAGAACCUCUACUGGUGGGGUGGGAUGACGCUGAUGAUCAUCGGGGAGCUGUGCAAUUUCGUCGCCUAUGCCUUUGUCGACGCCAUCUUGGUCACGCCAUUAGGGGCGCUGACGGUCGUGGUGACGACCAUUCUGUCCGCCAUCUUCCUGAAAGAGCGGCUGAGUUUUGUCGGCAAGGUGGGCUGUUUUUGCUGCAUCUUGGGUAGUGUGGUGAUUGCGUUGAAUGCGCCGGAACAGUCGUCGGUCAGUGAUAUUCAGGAAAUGAAGAAAUAUGUCCUGUCGCCGGGGUUUUUGGUCUACGCGGGCGUCAUUAUCGUGGGCUGUGUCGUGGUCGCGCUUUGGUUGGGCCCGCGCUAUGGCAAGAAGAGCAUGUUUGUGUAUAUCAGUAUUUGCUCGUUGAUUGGGGGCUUGAGUGUCGUGGCGACGCAGGGCUUGGGGUCGGCCAUUUUGGCCCAGAUUGAUGGCGAGGCGCAGUUUAACCAGUGGUUCAUGUAUGUCUUGCUGGUGUUUGUCAUUGCUACGCUGUUGACGGAGAUUAUUUAUCUCAAUAAAGCCCUCAAUCUCUUCAACGCCGCGCUCGUCACCCCCACUUACUACGUUUUCUUCACCAGCUCGACCAUCGUCACCUCCGCCGUGCUGUUCCGCGGCUUUAAAGGGUCCGUCAGCUCCAUCGUUACGGUCAUCUUGGGCUUCUUGCAGAUCUGCGCCGGUGUCGUCCUCCUGCAGCUGUCCAAGUCCGCCAAGGAUGUCCCCGAUGCGGCCGUCUUCAAGGGCGAUCUCGACCAGGUCCGCGAGGUCGCUACCCAGGAGGAGCCCGAGAGCGAGCCCAAGGCCGACUCCAUCCGUGGGGCCGCCGCCAUCAUCCGACGGAUCUCGACCCGGCGACGCCAGGCGGAGGCCGAGGAGGCCCGGCGCUUCUACCACGAUCGCCGUGAAGACCUGAAACCGCCGGCGGAGAACGAGAUCAUCGAGUGGGACGGGCUGCGCCGGCGCAAGACCGUCAUCGGCGAGGGGCCGACCACGGCGCGCGCGCGCUCGGUGCGCAACCCGUCCGUCAACUACCCCAUCCCGCCGCUGGGCAUGUCGCGCGUGCCGGAGGAGAUGCCGGCCGAGCGCGAGCACGACCACGAGCCCGAGCGGCCCAGCACGAAGCAGAGCAGCCAUUCGUUCCUCGAUGACCUCCAGUCCCGCGUCUCGAGCUUCUUCCACCCCUCCUGGCAGCCCAUCGAGGACGAGCAUCCGAACCAGGACCCCGUCUCGCUGACAUCCAUGGCAGCGCACAAGCCGCACCCCGACACCAGCUAUCCCCACUCCAUCCUGCCGGACGCAUCGCGCAGCAACACACCCGGGACGGAGGAUGACCACGGGCCGCCGUCCCCGCCGCCGCACGGCGCCCAGCGGCAGUUCUCCUUCAACACCAUGUUACACCGGAUGAAGACAGGCCACGAGCCGACCCCAUCGCGCAGCUAUCCCCGCCCGACCCAUCACCAUCACCGGUCUCGAUCACGGUCGAUCACCGAGGAGGAACGUCUGGGACUCGUGCGCGGCGACUCCCGGGGCGAGUCCGGGCCGGACGAGGUUGACGAGAAGGAUAUUCUGGACGACGGACCAGGCAAUCUACCGUCAGGGCUGGCCCAUUCCCCCGAGCAGAACCGGUUACAUUCGAGCGGAUCCCUGUACCCAUCCCGGCUGCGCGUGAACCCGCUCCCGCCGCUCCCGGAUGAGGAGCCGCUCGCGGAUCCGUACGCGCCCGUGGAGAUUCCCCAUCAGCGCCAUGAAUCGCACAGCAGCGAAGGGUCGGUCACGUCGGGGCCCCGGAGCGCGGGAUGGCGACGGCACGGAUCGACGAGUAGCCGGGGGAGUCUCCCGGGACGACGGGGGGCGUUCAUAUAGAUGACAAUCUAUAUGUAUGAUAUGACCGAUACGAGCUAUGAACCAUAGGAUAAUGUAUCUGAUGUUAUUGAAUUGAGGUAGAUGUUGAUGUCGAUGAGGCAGUCAAGUACCCAAAUACACUC
Molecule: messenger RNA, 2348 nt
Organism: Aspergillus ibericus CBS 121593
Lineage: Eukaryota; Fungi; Ascomycota; Eurotiomycetes; Eurotiales; Aspergillaceae
Product: DUF803 domain membrane protein
Exons: 2
Coding region: 88-2226 (712 amino acids)
Biological process (GO): magnesium ion transport
Cellular component (GO): membrane
Molecular function (GO): magnesium ion transmembrane transporter activity
Source: RefSeq, a predicted model, not a curated record